AUGAUCUUCGGAAAGUCGAACCUCUGCUGCAGCAGCAACGAGAAUGACGAGAAGGCCGAGGAGACCUGUGCUCCGGAGCCAGCGAAUUACCGGAGCUACAAGGAGCAAGUCCUUGCCGUGUCGCGGCCGCGGCUGCAGGAAGCUGCGAUGCACGCAGCUCGCCAAAGCGACGAGGCCAUUUUCGAGGUCGUCGAAGCCGCUGAUGUGGAGGAGCCCGGGUCGGGGUCGAUUUGCCAUGUGAGCGUUCUGGUGAAGGAGAGCAGCACCUACGUCCGAAUUGCCUGCGGCGUCGCGGCCGUGGCAUUGGUGCUUCUGUCGUCCCUGGGAACGCUGCUUUCCAUGGCUGAUCGGGACCUCACGAUCGAGGUGGUGCUGUCGCAGUGGGUGUGGCUGGUCUUCGCCUGGAUCUAUGCUGCGGUCAUCUGCCUGUCUGAGCUGAAACCGCAAUAUCCGACCUGCAGUGGGACCUACCAAGCGGGGAUUUACAAGGUGGCGCCAGCCAUGGCGUCCCAG
Symbiodinium sp. CCMP2456 is the source of this 513-nucleotide messenger RNA. The record is from the annotation of a GenBank genome assembly. NCBI's taxonomy places the organism in Eukaryota, Dinophyceae, Suessiales, Symbiodiniaceae.